Molecule: messenger RNA, 1928 nt
Organism: Tripterygium wilfordii
Lineage: Eukaryota; Viridiplantae; Streptophyta; Magnoliopsida; Celastrales; Celastraceae
Product: probable terpene synthase 6
Exons: 7
Coding region: 86-1747 (553 amino acids)
Biological process (GO): diterpenoid biosynthetic process
Molecular function (GO): terpene synthase activity; magnesium ion binding
Source: RefSeq, a predicted model, not a curated record
AAGCAGAUAUAUCAACACACUGCACUCCAUUAGCCUUUUUCUUAAGACACAAACUUCUUGAUAUCAUAAUCAUAUAUUGAUUUCAAUGGCAGCAACCACCCAAUCCACGGAGGCUCCACGGCGGUUGGCCAACUUCUCCCCUGCCGUUUGGGGUCACGAUGACUUUGCUUCUUUUGCUUCUAAUCAAGAUUCGGAGUACGGAUCGUACACAAAGAGAGUGGAGGAGUUGAAAGUACAAGUGAAAGAUAUGUUGUCUUCUACAAAUGAGAUUGUGGAGAAAGUUGAGCUGAUUGACUUGUUGGGUCGUCUUGGUAUUUCGUAUCACUUUGAAAGUGAAAUUGAAGACCAGCUUAUGCAAAAUCUCGACAUAGUCAAAACUAAACUCGUGGAUGACGACAAUGACUACGGCCUAUACGCCGUUGCACUUCUGUUCCGCGUCUUCAGACAACAUGGUUACAAAAUUUCUUGUGAUGUGUUUGACAAAUUUAAGGGAGAUGAUGGAAAGUUGAAAAUGAGUCUAGCUAGUGAUGUAGAGGGGAUGCUAAGCUUGUACGAAGCUUCUCACUUGAGCAUGCAUGGAGAGGAUGUUUUGGAUGAAGCACUUGGUUUUUCAAAAACUUCUCUUCAUUCCGCGGUGACCCAAUUGAACCCACACUUUGCAAACCAAGUUGCCCAUGCAUUGCAACAACCUUAUCAAAAGGGCAUUCCAAGAAUCGAGUCAAGGCAAUACAUCAAUUUCUAUGAAGAGGACGAGUCUCGGAAUGAAAUUCUGCUCAAAUUAGCGAAAAUCGAUUUUAAUCGAGUACAAUUGUUGCACCAACAAGAGCUAAGUCAUGUCUCAAGGUGGUAUAAAGACUUGCAGAUUGCUUCAAAAUUUCCUUAUGCAAGAGACAGAAUUGCUGAAAUCUAUAUGUGGACUGUUGGGUCUAACUUUGAACCACAUUAUGGACGUGUCCGAAUCUUUCUUACUAAAAGUGUGACAAUGAUAUCAAUUUUAGACGACACAUACGAUGCUUACGGUACAAUUGAAGAACUUCGACUCUUGACUGAUGCAAUAGAGAGGUGGGACAUUGGUGCCAUUGAUCAAUUACCAGAUUACAUGAAAGUUCUUUACAAGAUGAUUCUAAAUCUCUACGAUGAAUUCAAGAACGAAUUGAAAAACGAAGGAAGAUCUUCCUGUGUUGCUUAUGCUAGAGACGCGUUAAGAGAAAUGGUGAAAGCCUACCACGUUGAAGCUGAGUGGUGCAACAAAAGUUAUGUACCAACAUUCGAUGAGUACAUGGAGAAUGCAUUGAUCACAAGCUGUUAUCAUGCAAUUCCAGCUGCAUGUUUUCUAGGCAUGGGAGAAAUUGCAGGGAUAAAAGAAUUUGAAUGGCUCAAAAGCAUCCCGAAAAUGGUUAGGGCUUCCGAGAUGAUCGGUCGUCUUAUGGACGACAUAAUGUCACAUAAGGAGGAACAAAAGAGGGGGCAUGUUGCCUCAAGCGUUGAGUGCUUUAUGAAGCAAUAUGGUGUGUCAGAAGAAGAGGUGGUUGAAGAUUUCCAAAACAGGGUUGCGAAUGCAUGGAAGGAUAUUAAUGAAGAGUGUAUGAGACCAACUGCUGUGUCUCUUCAUCUUCUGAUGCCAAUUCUGAACCUAACACGCAUCAUCGAUGUUGUCUACAAGAACGACGAUGGGUAUUCAAAUCCAGUCAAUUUGAAGGAGCAUGUCAAGUCUUUGUUCAUUGAACAAAUACCAAUGCAAGAUUAAUAAUAUAUGGAGAGGAUAUAUAUCCACACGUGUGCUGUUUCAUGUAUUUAAUAGAUUUGCAUGCAAUAUUUGUUCUCAUGUACUUUGUUCUCAACUCAAUGCUUUGUAUUUUUUUUUUAUUUUUUAUUUUGGGAACAAACUUCUUUGUAGACCAUCAUCAAGGGUUGAAUAAAGUUUUUUU